Molecule: messenger RNA, 1126 nt
Organism: Annulohypoxylon truncatum
Lineage: Eukaryota; Fungi; Ascomycota; Sordariomycetes; Xylariales; Hypoxylaceae
Product: replication protein A, subunit RPA32
Exons: 2
Coding region: 110-952 (280 amino acids)
Biological process (GO): nucleotide-excision repair; DNA replication; double-strand break repair via homologous recombination
Cellular component (GO): nucleus; site of double-strand break; chromosome, telomeric region
Molecular function (GO): DNA binding
Source: RefSeq, a predicted model, not a curated record
CAAUUAAAAAGUUCCAGUCGCGUAAACCGCCAUCUGAACGCGUCUCAUCUCAUGCACUUUUAGUAUCCGAAUCAAACACCACCCUCAAUCUACUAUUCAGGGUACCAUCAUGACUUCCUACGGCAGCUACACACGCACCAACUACAACGCCACCGGCGGCGACGACAGCGGCGGUUUCUUCGGCGGCUCUCAGAUCUCCGGCUCGCAGGGCGGGACCAAGCACCCGUCGGAAGAAUCGCUGCGCCCCGUAACCGUGAAGCAGAUAAUCGACGCGGAGCAGGCCUUCGGCAGCGACGGCACCUUCCGGAUCGACGGCGCCGACGUGUCGCAGGUGACCUUCGUGGGGAUGGUGCGCCAGAUCAGCCCGCAGACGACCAACAUCACGUACCGGCUCGACGACGGCACGGGCGUCGUCGAGGUGAAGCAGUGGCUCGACCCGGACAAGCAAGAGACUGACUCGGGCGGUGCGAAGGGUUCCGCCUUCCGCGAGGAGCAGUACGUCCGCGUCUGGGGGCGCCUCAAGAGCUUCGGGAACAAGCGGCACGUCGGCGCCCACGUCAUCAAGCCCGUGACCGACUUCAACGAGGUGAACUACCACCUGCUGGAGGCGACGUACGUGCACCUGUUCUUCGCGCGCGGGGGCGGCGUCGCGGGGGCCGGCGGCGGCGCCGGUAUGGGUAUGGGUGGGGAUGGCAACGCGGCCGAGGACGACAGCAUGUUCGUCGAGAACAACGACGCUGCGUUUCUGCGUGGCGCGUCCGCCCGCGCGAGGAAGAUGUACCAGUACCUGAACCAGUCGAAGAGCAACGAGGGCACGAAUAUCCACAUCAUCGCGCGGGACACCGGCAUGACGGUCCAGGACGCCAUGACGGCCGCGGAGGAGCUGCUGGGUAACGGCAAGGUCUACACCACGCUUGACGACGAGACGUUUGCUCUUCUAGAGGGCUUUUAAAGUUGCUUGAUAUAAUACGUAUAGUUGGAGUGGUGAGACGAAUCGAUAGCUACGCGGAGUGGGCAGAACUUAUUUACGAAGUCAAGUCCGGGCGUUGUGGGCAUGAGAAACCGUUAAAUACAUAGGAAGGCAUAGGUCGGAAAUCACACGGAUACGGCUAAGAAUGGAACCGAG